Nematolebias whitei (Rio pearlfish) is the source of this 936-nucleotide messenger RNA. Its product is annotated as delta-type opioid receptor-like. Lineage: Eukaryota; Metazoa; Chordata; Actinopteri; Cyprinodontiformes; Rivulidae. The record is from RefSeq and is a predicted model, not a curated record. Gene Ontology annotation, molecular function: G protein-coupled receptor activity. The transcript is spliced from 2 exons. The annotation marks the transcript as partial. Gene Ontology annotation, cellular component: membrane. Gene Ontology annotation, biological process: G protein-coupled receptor signaling pathway.
AUGAACUGCACAUCUGAGCCGUCUCCUUCAGAGGCCCCUGAGGAGGUUGAUGGGGCGGCAAUAGCAGCUUGUGUGAUCCUGGGCCUUGCCUUCCUGAUCGGAGCUCCAGGGAACCUCCUCGUGAUCUGGGUUAUCCUGAGAUACAUCAAGCAGCGCUUUCACACUGUGGUUCUCCUCCUGCAUCUGGCGGUGGCAGACUUACUGACCCUCAUCACCCUGCCUCUGUGGAUCUACUCCCUGCAGCGCACCUGGGUGUUUGGAGAGACAGUCUGCAAGCUUGUUGUGUACAUUGUCAUGGCGUGCAUGUUCAGCAGCAUCUUCUUUAUCACCCUAAUCAGUGUGGAGCGCUUUCUAGCCAUCUGUCACCCUUUCCUGAUGAUGCGCUGGAAGAGUAAGCGCAACAUUAACAGAUGCCUUUUGGUAUUGUGGCUUUUUGCUUUGCUUCUAGGAGUUCCUGCACUGAUCACUCAAACUUUGGAUGAAAGGGAUGGUGCUAAGCAUUGUUUGACCAAGGAAUUCACUUCGGACACCCUAACAAUCACCUUCUUGUGUUUGGAAACCUUACUGGGCUUUGUCCUUCCUUUAAUUACUCUUUGUGUUUGUUACUGUCUUGUAGAUGUGCAGCUCAAGAAAAUGAGUUUCACCUCAAAACAGAAAUCCAAAGUUCUUAUUCACACCGUGAUGGCUGUUUUUAUACUAUGCUGGCUGCCUUAUCACGUUGUUAACAUUAUUGAUGUGGUGUGUCAUCUGUUUUUUGACACACAUGAAUGUGUGCCAAGGAGUCUUGUCCUUAGCACUGGUGCACUCGUUUUUAUUAGCAGUUCAGUGAAUCCUGUGUUGUACACUUUCUUCGCCAGGAACAUGACAGAAAGUCUCGGCGAGUCUCGUCUGGUCAGGCUGUUCAAGGAAGUCACAUCACAUGUGGUACGUGAGGUG